UCACAUAAAUAUAUCAACACGACAUUUAAAUUAGUUUUGUAAGCUGUAAAAACGUAGAUUGGUUGAACUUCUGCCGAAGACAUGGGAAAUGUGUUUUAAGAAUCAGGGCGGGAAAAAGAGCUAGAAUAUUUACCGAUURUUUACGAGCUGAAUAUGGCCUUGAAUGGCAAGAUAUUUUUUACAUUAUUAUUUGUCGUGUUAUGUUGUUAUGGCCAUGGUUCUUCUUUCGUGUGCCAAAAACUCGACAACCAACUUCAACAGCUCUGCUCCAAAAUAAAUGGCGGCUACAACUUCACAGCAAGUUUUAAAAGCGUGAAUGGAGUUUCCUAUCAAGACGGAGUUUACUCAAAAGUAUUACACCUUCAAAGAGAGUUGAAGACGUGCUCCAUCGUGUCGGAACUAAUGAUUUGUUCACGUUUUGUACCAAAGUGCGUUGAAGGUCGAAGCAGCCCAGUUUUGCCGUGUCGUGAGAUCUGUGAGCAGUUCGUUGAACAAUGUGGAAGUAAAUUAGAAGAAAGAAAUCUGAAGGUUCUUUAUGCAACGAUUUGUAACGAGCUACCACAUAGCCGAGGAGAUGAUGGUGUAUGCAUCGAACCAAAAGGAUUAGAAAAACAAGGAAAACAUAAGAAAUUAGCCAUCUCGUUUAACUGUUCUUCCCAAACAAUCCCAGCAUGCAUUCAMGGGAAUUAUAGCCAAUUACMAGAAGAUAUAAGAACCAAACUSACAAAAGGUUUGAGUCACAGCCAAYCCUUGAUUAAAAACGGUUGUGCAGAGUACCUGAAGAGGUAYUCGUGCUACGGACAGACUACACCUUGUUACAUGCACAAUAGAUUGCCUUAUCGUCCUUGUCGCUGGCACUGUGAACUGAUGAGGAAAGAGUGUGAUCGAGAGAUAAGUAUGUUUAAUCUCUCGUUUCCCUUGUGUGAUGAACUGACAGAAAAAGAUCGUGUUGGUGAUCUGUGCAGGAUGGACUCGUGGCCUGUACCAUGGCCAAACAUAACAAAGAAAAAAGAGGUACAGGAGACAUGGAAAACAUGUUACUGUAACAGCGGAUGUGGGCAGAUAAAGAAAACGUGCGAGACAAAGGGAUCUUGUUUCAUCCAAUCACAAUUCUCUAUUGAUUACGGAUACACCUACACUACCCAAGUCUGCAUACACCCAGGGAAGCAAAGGGACUUUAUCUGCAACAACACUAAAAACUACAUGUAUGCAAAAUGCUGUGACCAAAAUUACUGCAAUAAACACCUAGAAGGGAUAUCAAGAGCAUCUACUACAACAGCCAAGCCCACGAGUAUUCCAAUCACAGCAGUUGCAAAUGUCACAUCAAYGGCCAAAUCUACAAGUAAUCCAUCCAUAACUAACAAUAUGGCUCCCACAGGAACACCACCACCAAUCAUCGUGGCAACUACAAACAACAGUUCUGCAUCUACAGGACAUGAUGGGAUAUACAUCAUAACAAUCAGAGCAGCUUUGGCUUCAGUACUGGCAAUCACUUUCAAACAUUAAGGAGUGUGCAGGACAUGUUAUGAUAGAGUCAUUGCUGCCAAGGCAMGCCCAGCGUGCAGUUUUUCAUAACAAUUACUCUGAUUUCAAAAUAAUUGCACUAGUUUUAGGUAUAAGAGUAUCUUUACAUGAAUUUAAGUGCUUUUUUACCCAAAAACAAAAACUGUGUCAACCCUAACAGUAUAAAUACCGUAGGCCUAAAAAAGGUGAGACAAUAGGAUCAAAAGGAAAUAUCCCUUGUAGCCUGUCUUGUAAUCUUGUUGCAGGUUAAGUUGCAUGAACUAAUUGCAAGGUGUAAUAUAAUAAUAGUGAUGAUGAUGAUGAUGAUGAUGAUGAUAAUAGAAAUAUAUAAAUGACGAUAAUGCAAAAAAAAAAAAAGAUCAUGGUAAUGAUGAUAAUAAUAGUAAUAAUAGUAAUGAUGAUGAUAAUGGUGAUAAUGAGAAGAAGUAUCAAAAGAAUAAAAAGUGGUUUCAACUUUCGAAUUUCAGCUUCAAAAAACAAUUUAAUGUAACAAUUUACAAUUGUAAGCAAAAUAAAAUUAAAGCACUGAUAAGCUAAUAUAUAGUAGGUGUAUAAUUGCAAAAACAUCAAAAUGGGAUUAGCAAAAUAACAACAUAUCAUGUACAUUUUUCAAGCUAGUAUGAAAGCUGUUCUGAAUCACUUUUUUUAUUUUAGACAUACCUAAUAUAGAUUAUGGUUCAACUGGYGUAUAUGGACAUGAUUGUUUAAUUGAGAUUCUUCCCUCAUAAAACUGACAUUUUCAUAUAGCUUUACAGCUGUUUCCCUUGUUCUCGUGGAACCUAUCCUCAACCAUACGAAACUUUCCUCACUGUCUUUAUGGUGUGAUGACAAUGGUGUAGUAAUUGGGUGGCGCCGAUGAAGAUGAUGACAAUGCCAAUGAUGAAGAUGGGUGUUGUUUAUGAUGAAGAUGGGUGGUGUUCAUGAUGAAGAUGGGUGGCGUUCAUGAUGAAGAU
Messenger RNA from Actinia tenebrosa (Australian red waratah sea anemone), 2477 nucleotides. RefSeq lists its product as uncharacterized. Gene Ontology annotation, biological process: non-canonical Wnt signaling pathway; canonical Wnt signaling pathway. Gene Ontology annotation, molecular function: Wnt-protein binding; transmembrane receptor protein serine/threonine kinase activity; Wnt receptor activity. Lineage: Eukaryota; Metazoa; Cnidaria; Anthozoa; Actiniaria; Actiniidae. Gene Ontology annotation, cellular component: plasma membrane. The record is from RefSeq and is a predicted model, not a curated record.